AUGGAGAGCGGAGCCCGCUGCAAGAUCGUGGUGGUGGGGGACAGCCAGUGCGGCAAGACGGCGCUGCUGCAUGUCUUCGCCAAGGACUGUUACCCCGAGAACUAUGUCCCCACCGUGUUCGAGAACUACACGGCGAGCUUCGAGAUCGACAAGCAGCGCAUCGAGCUCAACAUGUGGGACACCUCAGGCUCAGCGUAUUAUGACAACGUCCGCCCCUUGGCCUACCCCGAUUCGGACGCCGUGCUCAUCUGCUUUGACAUCAGCCGCCCAGAGACGCUGGACAGUGUACUCAAGAAGUGGCAAGGGGAGACCCAGGAGUUCUGCCCCAAUGCGAAGAUCGUGCUGGUUGGCUGCAAGCUGGACAUGCGGACAGAUCUGAACAUCCUCCGGGAGCUCUCCAAGCAGCGCCUCAUCCCCGUCACACACGAGCAGGGCAGCACGCUGGCCCGGCAGAUGGGGGCAGUGGCCUACGUGGAAUGCUCCUCCAAGGUCUCCGAGAACAGCGUGCGGGAUGUCUUCCACGUAACCACGCUGGCCUCCGUGAACAGGAUGCACAAGAAUCUCAAGCGCAGCAACUCCAAGCGGGGACUGAAGCGGGCGUCUCAGAUGCCCAGCAGGACGGACUUGUUGAAUGACACAGAGAUCAGGAAAGACCGAGCCAAGAGCUGCUCCAUCAUGUGACAAAUGGGCUAUAAAUAAUGUGUGUGUGUGUGGUGUUUGUUUUGUACAGUAAGGGGCCUAGACAAGGGCCCGACGCUGGCUGCGGGAGCCAGCCUGCCUUCCCAAGGCUUUUCUUUUAGUCUCUAGGUCUGAGAGACGCUAGCUGCAAAUCAGGGUGCAUGUGUCACCCCCCCACCAUGGAGACUUCUGGAUUGGGUGUUGCUGUGCUGACUGCUUGGGAUAAAGGAACCACUCAGCAGAGGAAUAUUCAGGUGCUGGAGAGUCUGUGAUGAAGUGAAGAAAAAGGGAGAGAGAGAGAGAGAGAGUGUGUGUGUAUGUGUGUGUGUGUGAGAAUCUCCUGUACGCACGUCUCCCUGUGUAUGUGCGGCUGUACCAACACACACAGCGCGCAGGGGGACAGGCGGUGGGGUCUGGAACGGAGGCCGAGGAAGUGGGGGGAACUGUCAGUGACUGUUCCUGGGCCGAAGAAGUAAUAUCCCAAUAAUCUUUUAGGACCAAAAGCAGCAGGUGAGUCACCACUGGAAGGGACUGGCUCCGGCUGUAAGGCAGGGUCACCGUAGGAAGUAGGAGAUCUGGGUCAGUGAGCUGGGAGGGGAAGGCUCCCUGGGGUGGACUAUAACCCAGUGGGAUUUCUAGUCAGCCCCGAGUGGAGGACAGAUAAUUUGCCCCUUCCGAGACAUUUUAAUUACAUCCAAACGCUGUUUAAACAGUUGUGAUAUACCCGUGGGGAGACCUGGCCCCAGAGGAGAGGUCA
Molecule: messenger RNA, 1435 nt
Organism: Emys orbicularis (European pond turtle)
Lineage: Eukaryota; Metazoa; Chordata; Testudines; Emydidae
Gene: RND2
Product: Rho family GTPase 2
Exons: 5
Coding region: 1-681 (226 amino acids)
Biological process (GO): small GTPase-mediated signal transduction
Cellular component (GO): cytosol
Molecular function (GO): protein kinase binding; GTPase activity; GTP binding
Source: RefSeq, a predicted model, not a curated record